GUGUGCAGAAGGCUAUUUUGGACAACCUCUAAUACCAGGGGGAUCGUGUCAGCCAUGCCAGUGUAAUGACAACCUUGACUUCUCCAUUCCUGGCAGCUGUGACAGCUUGUCUGGUGCUUGCCUGAUAUGUAAGCCAGGUACAACAGGCCAAUAUUGUGAGAAGUGUGCUGAUGGAUAUUUCGGCGAUGCUCUUGAUGCAAGGAACUGUCAACCCUGUCACUGUCACAUCAAUGGCUCCUUCUCAGAGAUCUGUGACUCUCGGACAGGCCAGUGCGAGUGUAAAGCCAACGUGAUUGGGCGCCGGUGCGAUGUCUGCCAGCCUGAAACAUUUGGCUUACAGUCUUCAAGAGGAUGUGUUCCCUGCAACUGCAACUCUUUUGGUUCCAAGUCCUUCGAUUGCGAUGGAGAUGGACAGUGUUAUUGCCAGCCUGGAGUGACAGGAAAGAAGUGUGACCGCUGUGCUCAUGGAUUUUACAACUUCGAAGAAGGAGGAUGUACUCCCUGUGAGUGUUCACGUUUUGGUAAUAACUGUGAUCCCAUCAGUGGCCGCUGUAUCUGCCCUCCCAAUACUGUUGGAGAGACGUGUGACAAAUGUGCACCUAAUUACUGGGGCCAUGACAUUGUCAGUGGCUGCAAGCCCUGUGAUUGCAGCCUCAUUGGAGCCCUGAGUUCUCAGUGUGACUUAAAUACAGGCUGUUGCUUCUGCCGCCCUGAAUUCUCUGGGGAUAAAUGCACCGAGUGCAGGCUGGGUUACUGGAAUUAUCCACAAUGUGUUGCUUGUCAGUGCUUCCUGGCAGGGACUGAUCCACAGAGCUGUGAUACAGAGUUGGGGAAGUGCUCGUGCCUUGAUCAUACUGGCCAAUGCAGCUGCAAGGUUAAUGUGGAAGGUGUCCACUGUGACAGGUGCAAGUCUGGUACAUUUGGUCUCUCUGCCAGAAACCCACUUGGCUGCAGCAGUUGCUAUUGCUUUGGCCUGACUACACAGUGCAGUGAGGCAAGGGGGCUGAUUCGCAUGUGGAUGACCUUGAAGCCAGAGCAAAUGAUUCUACCACUGGUGGAUGAAAAGCUUCAGCGCAGCACUCUUUCAGGGAUUGCAUUCCAGCCUCCUGAAAUAGUAGCAAAUAUAGAACAGGUGAUGCAGGAUCUUCGGUCAGAACCUGUUUACUGGAGACUUCCAGAGCAGUUUGAGGGACGAAAGCUGACCACUUAUGGAGGGAAACUGAAAUAUGCAAUCUACUUUGAAGCACGAGAAGAGACAGGUUUUACUACUUACUACCCACAAGUCAUCAUAAGAGGUGGGCCUCCCACCCAUACAAGAAUUAUUGUCCGACAUGUGGCUGCCCCUCUGAUUGGGCAGCUGACAAGGCAUGAGAUAGAGAUGACAGAGGCAGAUUUCACGUGGAAGCAUUAUGCAGAUGACUCAAGACCAAGUAGAGCUGUAUCCCGGGAAGACUUUCUGAAUGUGUUGUAUGAUGUUCAUUACAUUCUUAUUAAGGCUACUCAUGGCAAUAUCAUGAGGCAGAGCAGGAUUUCUGAGAUCUCAAUGGAAGUCGCUGAAGGUGGCACUGUGUCUGGGAUGACUCCUCAGGCUUACUUGAUUGAGAAAUGUGACUGCCCAUUGGGUUAUUCUGGUUUGUCUUGUGAGUCAUGCUCUCCAGGAUUUUAUAGGCUUCCAUCUUCACCUGCAGGAAGUCCUUCACCUGCUCAGUCCUUAGGUGCCUGUGUUGUAUGUCAGUGUCAUGGACACAGUACUAUGUGUGACCCUGAAACAUCCAUUUGUCAGAAUUGUCAGCACAAUACUGCUGGUCACCACUGUGAGAGGUGUGCGCUGGGAUUUUAUGGCAUUGUCCAAGGCUCUCCAGAUGACUGUCAGCCUUGUGCUUGUCCCUUAUCCAUUUCUAGUAACAAUUUUAGCCCUUCUUGUGUUGCUGAAGGACCUAGUGAUUACCGAUGUACUGCAUGCCCACCUGGAUAUGAAGGCCAGUACUGUGAAAGAUGUUCUUCUGGCUACACGGGAAACCCACAAACUCCAGGAGGCUCCUGCCAGGAAUGUGAGUGUGAUCGAUACGGUUCCCUGCCUGUCCCCUGUGACACUGUCACUGGACAGUGCACUUGCAAGCCUGGAUUCACAGGGUGGAAGUGUUUUGGCUGUGAACAUCGGCAUGCGCGUGAUCGCAUGAAAUGCAUUUCUUGUGAUGAUGAAUGCACAGGACUCCUCCUCAGUGACCUGGAUCGGCUAAACCAGAUGAUCCUGAGUGUUAACCUUAGUGGUCCACUGCCUGCUCCGUAUAAAAUGUUGCAUGGUUUUGAGAACAUGACACAGGAAUUAAAGCAUUUGCUUUCACCUCAGCGAGCACCAGAGAGACUUCUUCAGCUAGCACAAGAAAAUCUGGAUACCCUGGUGACAGAAAUGGAUGAACUACUGACAAGAGCCACCAAGGUGACAGCAGAUGGUGAGCAAACCAGGCAGGAUGCUGAGAGGACUAAUGACAGAGCGAAAUCUCUUGGACAGUUCGUCAAAGGCAUUCUCCAAGCUGCUGAAGCUGCAAAUGAAGAUGCUAUAAAACUGAACGAGACACUCAGAACCCAAGAUGAGACCUUGGAGAAGAGUAUUCCAGAACUGCAGAGUGAGGCUGACAGAAUGAUCGCAGAGUUGAGAAGUAGAGAGCUGAAUAUGCAAGAAAGAACAGCUCAAGAUGAGAAGGUAUCCAGUGAAAAUCUUUUGGACAAGGUGAAGAAAUUAUUUGGUGAGCCCAGUGAGAAAAAUGAAGAUCUCAAAAAUGAGGUCCGGGACAAGCUAGCAAACUACCACACCAAAGCUGAUGAUGCUCGAGAUCUGCUAAGAGAAGCUAUGACUAAAAUUAGGGAGGCUGAUCAUUUAUCUGCAGUCAACCAAAAAAAUAUGACCAUGGUAGAGAAAAAGAAGCAAGCUGUAGAAGACGGCAGACAAGAUGUUGAGAAGAGCCUGCAGGAAGGGAAUCAUGUCCUUAAUGAAGCCAACAAACUUGCAAAUGAAAUCAGCUUAGCUGUAGAGUAUGUAGAAGGCGUUGCAGAUAAGACACAGCCAAUGUCUGAUCAGCUGAAGGAUAAAAUAGAUGACUUAUCACAAGAAAUUCAUGACAGGAUGCUUCCCGAAAAGGUGUUGCAAGCUGAGAACCAUGCAGCCCAGCUGAAUGAAUCGUCUGCAAUAUUGGAUGGAAUCCUUGCUGAAGCCAAAAACCUCUCUUUCAAUGCCACACUUGCUUUCAAUGCUUAUACUAACAUCAAGGAUUACACAGAUGAAGCUGAAAAAGUUGCCAAGGAUGCCAAGGCUCUUGCAAAUGAAGCUAUGCAAGCGACGUCUGGUCCUCAAGGAUCAUUGAAGGAUGGCGCCAAGAGCUCUCUUCAGAAAAGCUUCAGGGUCCUUAAUGAAGCCAAGAUGUUAGAAAAUGAUGUUAAAGAAAAGGGAGAUAACCUGGACAGCAUGCAGAACAGGCUGAAAGAUGCUGAUGAGAAGAAUUCCAUUCUCCUGAGAGCUCUGAAUGAAACCUUUGGAAAGCUGUCAGCCAUUCCUAACGAUACAGCUAUAAAGGUACAGGCAGCCAAAGACAAAGCAAGACAAGCCAAUGAUACUGCAAAUGACGUCCUGGCCCAGAUUAAAGACCUCAACCAGAAUCUCCUGGGCUUGAGAAACAACUACAGUAAACUUGCAGAUGACGUGGCGAAAACAAAUGCUGUUCUGAAGGAUCCUAUCAAGAACAAAAUCAUUGCUGAUGCAGAUUCCAGUAUUAAAACCCUAGAAAAGGAAGCAGAUCGCCUGCUAGAUAAAAUCAAGCCAAUCAAAGAACUUCAGGAUAACUUAGGGAAAAACAUUUCUCAGAUAAAAGAGCUGAUAAACCAAGCUCGGAAGCAAGCCAAUUCGAUCAAAGUGUCCGUGUCCUCUGGAGGCAAUUGUAUUCGCACGUACAGACCAGAAAUAAAGAAGGGAACAUACAACACCGUCAUUGUCAAUGUGAAGACUGUAGUUGCUGACAAUCUGCUUUUUUACCUUGGAAGUGCCAAGUUUACUGACUUCUUGGCCAUAGAGAUGCGCAAAGGCAAGGUGAGCUUCCUGUGGGAUGUGGGAUCUGGUGUUGGACGGGUAGAGUAUCCAGAUCUGACCAUUGAUGAUGGGUUUUGGUACCGGAUUGAAGCCUCUAGGACUGGGAAAAAUGGCACAAUAUCAGUGCGAGCUCUGGAUGGUCCUAAAGCCAGCAUUGUGCCAGCCACAUUCAGUGCUGUCUCUCCACCUGGAUAUACCAUUCUGGAUGUAGAUGCUAAUGCCAUGCUGUUUGUUGGUGGUUUAACUGAAAAAAUAAAG
Messenger RNA from Fulmarus glacialis (Northern fulmar), 4339 nucleotides. RefSeq names its product laminin subunit alpha-2-like. The record is from RefSeq and is a predicted model, not a curated record. Gene Ontology annotation, molecular function: extracellular matrix structural constituent; signaling receptor binding. Lineage: Eukaryota; Metazoa; Chordata; Aves; Procellariiformes; Procellariidae. Gene Ontology annotation, cellular component: basement membrane. The transcript has 31 exons. Gene Ontology annotation, biological process: regulation of embryonic development; regulation of cell migration; regulation of cell adhesion. The annotation marks the transcript as partial.